Molecule: messenger RNA, 1048 nt
Organism: Clupea harengus (Atlantic herring)
Lineage: Eukaryota; Metazoa; Chordata; Actinopteri; Clupeiformes; Clupeidae
Product: mitochondrial ribosomal protein S22
Exons: 8
Coding region: 43-1038 (331 amino acids)
Cellular component (GO): mitochondrial small ribosomal subunit
Molecular function (GO): structural constituent of ribosome
Source: RefSeq, a predicted model, not a curated record
CCAUAGUUGUAACGGGGAAGAAGAAAGCUCAUCCGAUGCAAGAUGGCGGCGCUCACGGCAUUGCGGGGUCUGGUGAGACGAACUUCGCAUAUCAGAGAGCCGUGUCUCGUCCUGCGAGCGGUUCGGAGCGGCACCGGUAGAUCCCUGUGCUCCGCCGCUCACAGUAACGCGUGUUUCUCAGAUCCUGAGGUCCAGGGCUUGUUGAAGAGCAUGACUGGUUGUGAUCUGCAGAAAGUCUUCAGACCAGUUCAGCAGUCAGCCCUUAAGCCCCCGACAUACAAACUACUGACAGACCAGCAGCUGCAGGAGGCAGCAGGGCGGGCGGAGCGUGAUGCUGAGGAUCUCCUCCAGAUGCCCCCUGAGCUGGAAGAGCGGGCGCCCGUAUCAGACCUGCUGGCACACGACGCCAUACUGGAGGGGGCCGACUCCGCCAACCUCGUCUUCACCGACAUCACACUCAACGUCCCACAUAGGGAGCGCUUCAUGGUGGUGCGUGAGCCUUCGGGAGCGCUGAGAAAGGCAUCAUGGGAAGAGAGAGACCGCGUCCUGCAGAUCUACUUCCCCCGAGCGGGACGCAAGCUAACCCCGCCCUCUCUCUUCCAGGACGACAACCUCAAGGUGGCGCUGUCUGAGGACAGACAUGAGGAGGUGCUGAGGAGGAGCCUGGUGCAGUUUGAGCCUGAUUCUGCAGAGUACAAGAGGGUCCAGUCGCUGGUGUACGAGGACAUUGAGAAGAGGGGGAAGUUUGAGCUCCUGCACUCGACGCGUUUCUUUGGUGGCCUGGUGUGGCACCUAACCAGAGCCAAACGCAUCGACACACUCCUGAUAGACAUGCUGCACAGAGACCUGGUUGAAGACGCAGUGUGUUUAGUGCAGCUCUUCCACCUGCUUCAUCCUCAGUGUGAGUCGGCCCAGCACACACACACCUCUGGAGUGGAACUACUGAAGCUCUACGGCCAGCUGGAUUCCCAGAGGAAGGGUGUUAUUGAGUUGGCCCUUCAGACAUAUGAACAAGCUGCAGCGCUAACCUCUGCUUAACACACACACA